This is a messenger RNA of Olea europaea var. sylvestris, 1056 nucleotides long. Its product is annotated as proteasome subunit alpha type-7. NCBI's taxonomy places the organism in Eukaryota, Viridiplantae, Streptophyta, Magnoliopsida, Lamiales, Oleaceae. Gene Ontology annotation, biological process: ubiquitin-dependent protein catabolic process. Gene Ontology annotation, cellular component: proteasome core complex; nucleus; proteasome core complex, alpha-subunit complex. Bases 151 to 900 code for a protein of 249 amino acids. The record is from RefSeq and is a predicted model, not a curated record. The transcript is spliced from 3 exons.
UCCUUUAUUUCUCCAUUCGGCCCUCGCAUUCGCAUAAAUCAAUCAAAUUUUUCCCAGACAAAAGCCAAGAAGGUGAUAGAUCAGAACAAUAGACCCACAUAUAUACAAUAAACUCCAUUUCGAUCCUUUGAUACAAAAAAAGGGUUAUAGAUGGCGCGGUACGACAGAGCAAUUACGGUGUUCUCACCGGACGGCCAUUUGUUUCAGGUGGAGUACGCCCUCGAGGCCGUCCGAAAGGGAAACGCCGCCGUCGGUGUUCGAGGCACCGAUACCAUCGUCCUUGCCGUCGAGAAGAAAUCCACUCCCAAGCUCCAGGACUCCAGAUCGGUUAGAAAGGUUGUCAAUUUAGAUAAUCACAUUGCAUUGGCUUGUGCUGGACUUAAAGCAGAUGCACGAGUUCUAAUUAAUAGGGCACGCAUUGAGUGCCAGAGUCAUAAGCUUACAGUUGAGGAUCCUGUGACUGUUGAAUACAUAACUCGCUACAUUGCUGGACUUCAGCAGAAGUAUACACAAAGCGGUGGUGUGAGACCUUUUGGGCUUUCAACCUUGAUCAUCGGUUUUGACCCCUACACUAGUGUCCCAUCUCUUUACCAGACAGAUCCCUCAGGGACUUUUUCAGCAUGGAAAGCCAAUGCAACAGGGAGAAACUCAAACUCGAUCCGGGAGUUUCUGGAGAAGAAUUACAAAGAAACAUCUGGCCAGGAGACUGUCAAACUAGCCAUGCGGGCUUUACUUGAAGUUGUUGAGAGUGGUGGAAAGAACCUAGAAGUUGCUGUAAUGACCAAAGAUCAUGGACUUCACCAGCUUGAAGAAGCUGAAAUUGAUGCCAUUGUUGCUGAAAUUGAAGCGGAGAAAGCAGCUGCAGAGGCUGCCAAGAAGGCCCCUCCCAAGGAAACUUAGGACUAUGGCUUAGCGUUUGCUCAUCACGUCUCUUCUUUUGUGAUUUUUAAUUCACAAUGUAAUCUGCUGCUUCUGACAAUUGAUAUCUAUCUUUAGACAAUUUACAGGAUGAUGUUUAAUUUUCAGUUGAUUGAUUUCCUCCAUAUUAAACUGCAA